Molecule: messenger RNA, 552 nt
Organism: Vitis vinifera (wine grape)
Lineage: Eukaryota; Viridiplantae; Streptophyta; Magnoliopsida; Vitales; Vitaceae
Product: transcription factor DIVARICATA
Exons: 1
Coding region: 1-552 (183 amino acids)
Molecular function (GO): DNA binding
Source: RefSeq, a predicted model, not a curated record
AUGUCUCAAUUCAUAGAUUAUUCACUGUCAUUUGGCUCUAAGUGGAAUCGCUCAGGAGACAUUCUUUUUGAAAGAGCCAUUUUGAUUUUUCCAGAGGAAACCCCAAACAGGUGGUACAAGAUUGUCACUCAAAUCCCAAGAAAAUCUCCCAUGGAUAUGCUUGAACACUACAUAAAACUCAUACAAGAUAUCGAUGUGAUCGACUUCGGUAGUAUGGAUCACUACAUUCCAGACCGGUGGGAUUUAGAGGAGGAAGAUCAAGAGGAAGAAGAAGGUAGUACUAGCUCAAAAGUCGAGAAGAAGAAAGGGACUCCAUGGAUUGAAGAAGAGCACGUACUGUUUCUUGAAGGAUUAGUUAAAUAUGGAAAAGGUGACUGGAAAAGCAUCUCUAGAAACUUUGUGAUCACCAGGACGCCAUCCCAGGUUGCAAGCCAUGCUCAGAAGUACUUUGCAAGACAAAGGCCUGGGAAUAUGGGCAAGAAAAGGAAGAGAACCAGCAUUCAUGAUAUCACGACUGAUGAUCUUCCUCCACUAGGUGGUGUAACUCCAUAG